AUGUCCUCCUCAAAUUACUACCCCAGUUCUCCGCGGUUCGCGCCCCCGCAAUCUGCUCAGCCAUACCAAUCUAUCUUUGGCGGUGGCGAUAGCAGUCAGGACGCGGGGAAUGCUUCGGAGUCAGAGCGGGAUGCGGAUGCUGCUGCUGCUGCUGCUGAUGAUGAUCGUGAUGGUGGAGACCUCCUAGAUACGAUCAUGGAGGAGGACGAGCUUCCCCCGCUUGGCGAGACAUUCUCAGAUGAAUCUGAUUUCACUUAUAUGGAUAGUGGAGGGGAAGAGUCGGAUGAUGAGGGGGAUGGUGCUGUCAGGAAUGAUGCAGUACAAGAACAAACGGACAUGCGAAUCGCAAAACCAAGGAGGCAACAACAAGCUCCUCGUGCUCCAUCUUCGUCGCCCAGUGCUGACGAGUACCGACCCAACCGCUUCCGGGGGCUCGAGUCCACGUGGAGAAAAUUGACCGCCGAAGACCGACAGAACGCGCAGGCGUUGAUCGAUCUCCGGGCACGCGACCUGUCGGCGCAUUUGUACAACGCGUAUGCGUUGCGGGUGCGAGCAAGGGCGAUGGCCAGGCGCGUGGCUGCUGGUGGUCGCGGGCAGGAAACCAGGAACGCCGACGACGAAGAAGAAGAAGUGUUUGCGCCGCCGAAAAGGUGGACGGCAUGGCCGAUGCCUGCGGCGGAGGUGCCGCGGCCCGGGGAGUUGAUCCGACGAGCAGUCGAUGAUGUCUGGACGCUGCGCCAGCAGCCGGAUCCACGGCCGAGUGCUGAGCUGGAGGAAUCGCUCAUGGCGGUGAUGCUCAAGACCGCCAAGGAGAGGUUCAAUGCCCGGCAGUGGGAGACGAGACCUGCCACGGACGCCAUGACGCCGCGCCGCAGGAGGAAGUCCUCCAUGUCGCAGACUGGGACUGGGACUGGCACCCAGGAGGAGAGUGCCGCUGACUGGGACAGUGAGGAUAUCGAGGAGCAGGAGACGACGAAACCCGUGACUCUACGGCCGGUGGUGCAGGCGGACGAUGAGAAGUCGCACAUGCAGCUCCGACCGCUAACCAGAAAUAUCCUCACGCAGUUUGACACGCUGCUCAUGGGCCUCUAUCGGGCGCGUCAGGGCGAUCUCGCGCGAGACGACGACAGCUCCGUCAGCGAAUGGCAGACGGACACCGCCAGUGUGGGCUCGGGCGCGUCCUCGGCGCAGUCGCAGAAGAGGAAAGGGAAAGAGAGAAGUCGGUCGCGAGGGAGGAAACGCACGCGGCGGUCCUCGAGCACUCGCCUCUCCAGCAGCCGUGGUGCUUCCAGCGAGCGCAUCUCCUCCCCCGCGACGACGUCCAGUCAGCGCUCGCGCUCGCAGGGUUCGUCGCAGUCGCGCGGCCGCUCCCACAGCAGCGAUGGCCGACGCUCCGUCAGCCGAGUCCGGCUUGGGCUGCGGGACUGGAGCGAGGUGCUGGGGAUCGCAUCCAUGACGGGGUUCCCUGCCGCGGUGGUCAUGCGGGCCUCUCGCCGGUGCGCGGAUCUGUUCGGCCAAGACAUGGCAUUCCGGACCUUUCACGAAGGCAAAGUCCGACAAGAGGUGGCGGAAGACGGCGCUCUCGGUCCCUGGGAAUAUGUUGAGAGCGAGUCCGAUUCUGAGGCUGAUCCGGAAGUUGAGCAGCCUGAACCUGAACCCGAGUCUGUUCCGGUAUCACGAGCAUCAUCCAAAAGACCGCGCUCGCGAGCGACGUCCGUCAAGGGGGGUUCGAGAUCCCGAGCUACGAGUGCCUCCGCCGACGACACGGUGCGUCCCAAGGGCAAAGGCGAGCACCGCAAGGCCGACCUGGUGUGUCCCAUCCGGAGCUGCGAUCGACAUCAUAACGGGUUCUCUCGCAGGUGGAAUCUGAAUCAACAUCUGAAAACGAUGCACCCGAACUAUCAGCCGUCACCUUCAGCGAGAAAGACGUCGGCUGCUACGACACCUAAAUAG
Aspergillus saccharolyticus JOP 1030-1 is the source of this 1953-nucleotide messenger RNA. RefSeq lists its product as uncharacterized. Bases 1 to 1953 code for a protein of 650 amino acids. The record is from RefSeq and is a predicted model, not a curated record. NCBI's taxonomy places the organism in Eukaryota, Fungi, Ascomycota, Eurotiomycetes, Eurotiales, Aspergillaceae. The transcript has 3 exons.